Molecule: messenger RNA, 1935 nt
Organism: Pelobates cultripes (western spadefoot toad)
Lineage: Eukaryota; Metazoa; Chordata; Amphibia; Anura; Pelobatidae
Source: the annotation of a GenBank genome assembly
AUGUCGUUGCAGUCCACUAUGGUGUUCAGUGAGUGGCAGACUCGGCUCAAAGACGAGGUAUGAAAGACACAGGGUAUUAAAGAAAGAUCUCAGCAGUAAAUUAGCCAGUUCUACAGAGAUCCAACAGUAAAAUCAGUUUGGUCAGAGCAUCCCUGAUCACUCCACUCCCUGGUUAGGGGGGCAAUACAACAAUUAGACACAUGCCAGAUUCACAAAGGUGUCAAAUAUAUGCCAUUUAAAAUAAGUUCACUGCAGUAAUCCAGAGCUUGUAGUAAGAUUAUUCAUUAGUUAAGUAACAUUGUGAAAUAAAUUCACUGUCUCUCUUAAGGCCAGUGAUGAUUAAGGCCUUAAACUAGCAUAUUAGCUUGACCUCCCAUAAUUUUCUCUCCCUCUGGGUGUGGAACAAUCCCAUCAGUACCAAAAGCUUCACAUCCUGGAUACUGCGUCCACGGUUGACAGAAAUGUUCUCCAAACAGAUUUCUGUUAAUACCCUGUGUCUUUCAUCUCUUUCUCUCUCAAAACUGUUAAAUCUGAUUUGUUAUUAUGAAUUUUGUUUUAGCCUCAUUAAUGCAUGCAACCUGGUCUUAAAAGCUUCUCUCAGUUAGUGAGUAAAAUUAAUUUCGACAUUACAUUAUAAUGAUGACAUUGUUGUUUUGAAGCUCACUAUACUUUACUAUUACAUGUGUGAACUUACCUUUUGCUUUCCUUUUUUUUUUCCAAGGUACAUCAACCUCAUCUGGCAAGUGAUCCAAGCACAUCUCAGCCACGUUCUGGUGAGUACGCAAACACAAAGGGUAAAUAAAUUAUGAUGAACAGCAUAAAUAAAAAAAUAAAUUAAAAAAAAUCACUGUUUAGAAGAUGUACCCCCAAUGAAAACAUGCAUGCAUUUAAUUGUGCAUUUUUUCAUUGGGGCUAUAUCUAACAACAGCUUGCAGAACCGGCAGUUCUCUUGUCUUCAGUCAUUGCAAGCACGGAGUCCAGUGUCAAAAAAGAUCCCCAUCGGAAAGCAUUGGCAGCGCAUGCGCAUUAGGCUCCACUCGGAGGCUGACAUCAAUGGAGGAGGAGAGGUCACCAGUGCUGAGGGAGCCUGACGCUGGAUUAAGGUAAGCAAAUAAAUGGUUAUGUAACCCUUUAUUUGUCACGAAACAGGCCCUAGUCACCUAAAAGAUGACUGGGGCUUUAUAGCACUAGGAAUACAUAAUUGUAUUCCUAACGCUAUAGUGUUCCUUUAACUGGUAGCACAAUUAGAAUUAAUUAACAGUGCUAUCAAUUCUACAAUUAUAAUUGAUUAACAUUGCUAAGUCCUCCUUAGAUAUAAGUUUAAAUAUUUCCUAGAGUAACACUAUUCUUUUUACAUUAAAAAAAUACACUAUAAAUUAUAAAAAAGAUAGUAGAGACACAGCUACAUGUAAUAAUUUCUACAACAUGUCCACAAAUCCAUUUAUUUGCAUGUUACUAACACUGCCUAGCUCAUCUAUUUCAUGUCAAAGGCAGUCUGUUGGAAGAGGUGAAGAGUACAGGUCGCUUCAUUUACCUGUCCACCUGUCACAUGAGGACAGUGUGAUUGAGGUGGCGCUGUCCUCUGCAGAAUUGAUUGCCUGCUCCCUGGAGGAGGACACGGGCCCAAGGUCUGUCUUCAAGACUGUCCACAGUGUGGCUGCACAAGAGCCACCCAUCACACCACCAUUUGUCCAGCCACUGCCACCUCUCCAGAGAGAGCCAUCACCUGGCCCAGCAGUAUCCCUACAGCGGAUCGAGGAGCUGCUGGAGGAUAUGGUUUGGGCCAUAAGGUGGCAGACCCAGGCCAUCAACCACAUGAGUCUCAACUUGUCAACACAAAUGGACCUCCACCCCGCCAGGACCAUCCCCGAUGAUUCCUCCAGAGAAGGCAUCCACCUGCGGAGACAAGGACCUCGUGACCAGAGGUCCCGAUAA